CAUAUGAUGAGAACUAAUUGAGUUGAAUCCUGAGCCAUGAAGUUAUUCAAAAUAUUAUUCCAGACCAGAACGCAUAAAUAUAGAAAAACCAAAGCAUUGUUUGGUUUCCUGUACGGUCUCCUUUUAGGAUUGGGCUUUUACGGUCUCAUCCUCACCGACUUAAAUUUUCUACCCUGGAGUGCAAUUAUUUGUGGGAUUUUGAUCAGUCUGAUGCUAGCCUUUGGAAUUGCAUUGUCAUCUCAGAUUCGUUGCAUUGCCUUCAUAUCGCUUCCUGUAUUCGCUGGAGAAAGUGGAAAAGGUGUACAAUAUGCUUUGAUACUCUUCAUGGUGAUUGCGGGUCCUUUGGAGAACUUAGCAACCAACGGUAAAGAGGUAGUAAGAGUUUUUGCAUGUUCCGCAUCAUUAACCUUCAAUUUGACGAAGACCAGAUUUGAAUUAAUGUUUAAACCAUUCACACAAGCCUUAUUCGGGAUGAAAACAGAAGUGAAUGAAGUAAAAGACACGUUGAGAACUAUCAAAGAUUUAUCUGCUCCUAUAACCGGAGAAAUCGAAGACGAAAAAGAAAUGAAGAAGCUCCGAGAAGAAAAUGACUACUUGGAUAAUUUACAAGGAGAUACGAAGAGAAGUGCAGAAAUAGAUGAUAAAUAUCUUACUAAAGGGGAGCAAAUUGAAGCAGCCAGAUAUGAAGAAAAAUAUCUCGAGAAGGUGGAAUUGAGAUGCAACAAACAGUUCUCGACUGCUGCUCUUAGGUGCAGAAAUAUGUUUCAAUCAACUUACGAUAAGUGUUAUGACGCUGUAACAUGGGCGGCUGCCUGGCUCCUCUGCUGGCCAAUGAAACUGGAUUUUGUUUGCAAUAUUGCACAGGCAUUGGGAGGAACCAAUCGCUGUGACCCAACCAGCGAAAUAGACCCUGGUCUGGGUGAAGGCUAUGAAUAUUUAAAAAAGUCCAGAGUAUCUCUCACGAAAAAUUUUAAGAACGUCAAAUUGCAAUACAAAUUAUCAAAAGUACGUCACCUCAUUAAUCUUCAAGAUACUGCCGAUACUGCGAAAGCUAUCGAACAUGAUGUAAAUGAAAAAAAGAAAAUGUUAGAUAUGAUAUUCAUCUCUCUUAAAAGAAUGUUGGCUUUUGUUCUUCUUUAUAUCAUUGUGAAAAGCCAGAAUUACCACGACCAAUUUUUGCGCAACAUUGAAUACGAUAACGUUUACAUAACGAAAUAUUUUAGAAAAAUCGACGCUAGAAGAAAAGGUUUAGGUAAGACUGUUUUGUUCCCUUUAAAAAAGUUUGAGAAAACGAAGCUCGUUGAUUUGUGGAGUAGAAGAUACUUGAAGAGCGAGAGGAAGCAUCUGCUCAUGCAAGGUUUCAUUUUGAUUCUAGAAAUAAUUUUUAUUUCAACAUUUAUCCUGAUUGAUCGUCUAUUUUAUGAAGCCUUAGACUUAGUCAGAAGACACGCCAAAAUUCAAUACACACAAGUUGGCCAUCAUGACCUGCUCCUUGAGAUCAAAGGAACUGGUAUGAUAGCUUCUUUAUUAAGGUCAAUUGUAAAGGGCUUCAACGUGAAAAAAAGAAUCAAAAUGACAAGAAGCAACGAAAUUUGUCUUCCACAUCCUACACCGAUGCCUAACAUAUAUUUCUUAGAAAUAUAUGGAAUGUUCUUCCUGAUUGCCGUGAUGAUGUUCAUCGAAGUGUACACCAAUAGGCUCAAGUCUGUCAUAUGUGGAUAUAUUUAUAGGAAACGUCAAAAGCGUAGGAUACUUUAUCUUUACAAUGAGACUACCAGAAGAAGGAUCGGAUUUCUUCGAUACAUGAAAACUCAGAUCAUUAAAAAAGUACGGGAGAGGAGAUUGAAUGAAUCCAUUAAUGUUUGCAUCGUUGCUAGAAUUCGCUACCCGAAAUGUUGUGGAUUCUUGAAGAUUUUCGGAAUAGCCAGAAGAAAUUGUAUAAUUUGCGAAGAACCCGAGGCAGUUUUCGAUUCACUAGGAAAGUUUUACAUCUGUAAAAAUUUUGAUUGUCAUCUUUUGUAUUGUGCAGAAUGUUGGUUGGAUAUUGGCGAAGAGUGUUUAGCAUGUAGCACAAUAGAAGCUGAGAGUAGCAAUCCUGAAGAUGAGUCUGGCUAUGAAGAUUGAAGAACUCAUUCUUAUAGUUUUCGGUAAUGUACUUGCAUUGGGUAUAUGUACUCAAUAAUGACACUAGUCUAGUAUAGAUAUUACGAUUUCAAAAAAUAAUUGGUAAUGACUUU
Coccinella septempunctata (seven-spotted ladybird) is the source of this 2237-nucleotide messenger RNA. It is a transcript of the gene snky, whose product is annotated as protein sneaky. Lineage: Eukaryota; Metazoa; Arthropoda; Insecta; Coleoptera; Coccinellidae. The record is from RefSeq and is a predicted model, not a curated record. The coding region runs from base 37 to 2124 and encodes 695 amino acids. The transcript has a single exon. Gene Ontology annotation, cellular component: membrane.